This is a messenger RNA of Torulaspora globosa, 1968 nucleotides long. RefSeq names its product Gis4p (gene GIS4). The transcript has a single exon. Bases 1 to 1968 code for a protein of 655 amino acids. NCBI's taxonomy places the organism in Eukaryota, Fungi, Ascomycota, Saccharomycetes, Saccharomycetales, Saccharomycetaceae. The record is from RefSeq and is a predicted model, not a curated record.
AUGCCUAGGUCGAUCAGAGUCGGAGAUUGUUUCGAUAAUGACGAUAAUGGGGUGUGGUCGUGGUAUCUGAGUCACAUUAGGAGCGGCGAUUUUGAAGAGUUCAGCAGGAAUGAGCUGAAGAUCUCGCUGCUCAAAAGAUUUCUGAACACGCAUUUUGGACCGGCAAGCCGCGGGCAGUGCAAGCAGAAUACGAAGAUUCUGUUUGUGUCGAUCCCCGACCAGGUUCACCGGGACCUCCCCCUGCUGGAGAAUUUUUUGCGAGAUUACUUCCAUCUGGAGCAUCUGGAGCAUAUCGAGAUCACCAGGCUGACGCAAUCGAGGGUGUACAACCAUGAAAACCACUACGUUUUAAUCGAUAGGGUGAAUAAUUUUGGUGACCCGACUUUUCUGCAGUUCGCGAGCUCCAAGUGGCAGUCGCAGCUGUCGCAUCAGCGGGCCCGCAAGCUUUCGAACCCUGCCUCCAGCAUUGACAUGGAUCAGAAACUCUGUGGUACGGUCACGGAGCGCAGUGGUUUGAGUUCAGACUCGACGUCAUCGGACGGCACUCGAAAUCUCGGCUACGGGUACAGGAGAGAGCCGCAAUUCGUGGAAGUGAAUUCCAUACAGUCGGAAAGCACGACUGAACCGGCUGAUUCGAAUUGCCGCGCUGAGGAUGACAUAGGAGAUGGUGACAGUGCGUCGGUAGUCCUCAAUUUUUCUCACUCGUUGCUGCGAAGGCGGAUUGAAGCGAGGAAACUUGCAGCAUUAAAAGAACAACAGCGAACAAAAAAUGUCGAGGACGAUGAACAGUCUUCGUCGAUGCCAGACGGCAGUUGCACCAUUUACAGCCCGCCGAUCUCAGAAAAUGUCUCGAUUAACAGUUUCGAAGAGAGCAUAAACGACCGAAGGAGCUACUCAGGUCAACCGAUAUCUCUCACAAUAACCAGAAAUGAAGAAACAAAUAAUGAGAGUUCUGAUGAGUCUCAGGAAGAGAAAACGUCAGACGUAUCAAGCAUUAGUGAAUCGAUGAAUAGCUUGGAGUCUGCUACUUCUUUCGGUGAGGAUUGCGAUCUUGAUAAUGGAAGCGAGUCGUCAGAUUACUCUGUGCUUUCUAUUUUACCGUCAAUCUCGAUAAGUGAUGCCAUGGGACACUUUCGGCUGGUUUUGCAAUCCACGUUAUUGCAGAAUCCUGAGACUAAAGAAAUUUAUACAGCAAUCCGGCAGUCCAACAAUCAGCCUGCCGUAGCGGAUGUGGAAGAUGACUGGCUUUUAUACGAUUCUCAUUUCUCCAUGAAUAACCUUCAAAUGCUUACUUUGCAAGAUCUACUUGACGCUAACAGGUCUUUCCCAAAAAUUAUAUUCUACAGCAUGAUUGUUGUAUCUGACGAGCAGGAAGAGCUGUUAAACCUCAGCAACACGCACAAUGGACUGGAAUCGUCUUCUCAAAUGACUCUACAGCGAGCAACAAACGCGACACCCGCGGUACCGAGAGUGAAUUCCACUAUUUCAGUAUCCGAAGACCCGCAAGAGUUUUACGCUAGCAUAGAUGACGUUAAGGCGUCAUUCUCAAAACAGUCGGGCCCUCAAACGUAUGCUGCCACAAGGGUGCAGUCCAACGCCACAGCAGGUCAUAUUUCUGUUCGUAGAGUCAACAGUAUAGGCGACUGGGCUUUUAGUCAUAAUAGCGAUCCGAGAAUCAGCGAUCGAGAGAAACGACAUAACACUAAUGGCAUUGAUACGCAUGCAGAGUCUAACAAGCAGGGCAUACAAUGGUUAUCGCUCAAUAAACCACCCUCAAGAAACCGUCUAUCAAAGGUCAGCACUGUUGGAUCUUUGAACGUUGUCGAAAGGUCAAAGAGUACGCCUUUGCCUGGGUCGCUCAACGAUAUGGAUGGCGAGUGUAAACAUUGGAAGGAUAAAAUAACGGCAUUCAGACGGAAGAAAGCCCAGCGGGGACACGGGAAUGAAAGGGAUUGUGUAAUAAUGUAG